Messenger RNA from Bicyclus anynana (squinting bush brown), 729 nucleotides. RefSeq names its product aquaporin AQPAe.a-like. The transcript is spliced from 2 exons. The coding region runs from base 1 to 729 and encodes 242 amino acids. NCBI's taxonomy places the organism in Eukaryota, Metazoa, Arthropoda, Insecta, Lepidoptera, Nymphalidae. The record is from RefSeq and is a predicted model, not a curated record. Gene Ontology annotation, biological process: transmembrane transport. Gene Ontology annotation, molecular function: water channel activity. Gene Ontology annotation, cellular component: plasma membrane.
AUGUCAAUUCUCGGUCACGAAGAAAUUAAAGACUACAAAACAUUACUGAAGCAACUGUUCGCAGAAUUCUUGGGAACAUUUCUGUACAUGUCACUGUGCUUGCUGGCCGGUAAUGUUGAACCAGACUUCACAGCUGUAGCAUUGUCCAACGGUCUGCUCAUUGCAGCUGUUAUCCAAAUAAUUGGACCAAUAUCCGGUGGGCAUAUCAAUCCUGCGGUGACAGUGGGUGUUUUAACAUGUGGACAUAUUAAAUUGGUGAAAGCUCUUUUCUACAUCAUUGCCCAAACGCUUGGCAGCUUGCUCGGAUCAAUAGUGGCUUAUGCUGUAACAGACGAUAAUUCAAGACACAACCUUGGCGCGACUGUACCUCAUAUAGAUUUGAGAGCCGACCAAGUUUUCGGAUUGGAGUUCAUUAUGACAUUUAUAUUAGUUGCAGUUGUCCUAAGUGUGCUGGAUUCAAAACGAUCAAAUGUAGGACUCGGAUCAGCGCCAUUGGCGAUUGGUUUGAGUGUAACUGCUUGCCAAGUUUCCGCAUUGUUUUACACAGGAUCUCUUAACCCGGUACGAUCUUUUGGACCAGCUGUGGUUAUGAAUAUUUGGACCAAACAUUGGGUCUAUUGGCUUGGACCUAUACUUGGAGGUGUGACUGCUGGUUUGACUUACAGAUUCAUUUUAGGAAAACCGCAAAUGGCAGCGAAGACGUUUCAUAGAGCCGUCUGCACGCAGUAA